Molecule: messenger RNA, 654 nt
Organism: Colletotrichum higginsianum IMI 349063
Lineage: Eukaryota; Fungi; Ascomycota; Sordariomycetes; Glomerellales; Glomerellaceae
Product: putative Class V chitinase
Exons: 2
Coding region: 1-654 (217 amino acids)
Source: RefSeq, a predicted model, not a curated record
AUGCUUCUCUCAACCCUUCUCUUGCCUCUGCUUCUCCAGGCCGUCGCUGCCGCCCCGACGCAGGAUGCAACGACAGCCCUCGAUGCCUCCUCCUCCGACAGCGACCACGUGAGGACGGAGCAAUUUACAACAUCCGAUGGAGAGACGUACGAGAUUUUGAUCAACGGAGCCUUGGUGGAUGACACUGCCCCCGGCACCACUCCGGCAAUGCACGAGAGACAGACCACCGUCAUGGAGCCCCUUUGGUUCCCGGACGGCCGCGCCAAGGACGAGUGUGGGUCCAGCAGCUUCAUCAAAGACACGGGUCCUAAUGCGCCGACCACUGGGCGCUGCAGGGUGUUGAUGGAGUGGGCCAAGGCCAACAACGGGUUCUUCAAAACCUACAACCACCAUCACGCCAACGGCCGGGCAACUUGGCUCCUCAAGACCCACCCAUCCGGCAAGAAUGCGUGUGCGUUCUGGAUCAAGCACGACGCUACUAUCGGCUACAUCGGCAACACAGACGUUGCCGAUCUCAUCCGCGAUUCUCUCAAAAGGUUCGAGAUGAACUUCAGCGGUGCGUGGAGAGUGCGAGCCCGCGGGGAGACUACAUGCAACGGAUAUGCGCCUGGUCGCCACAAGGCCUCUUUCACGUGGUGGGUCGACAACGAGUAG